UGCCAACAGUCUUAGUCCUACAUUAUUACAAGUACUCAAUUGAAUUUUCAUCAUCGUUUUAAAUAUAACUCAAAAUUAUGCAUUUCAAGUGCGCCCUGGUUUUCUGCGCGCUGUAUUUUCUCACGUCAGCAUGGAGCACCGGACUGAACAGUUAUCAAUUAGAAACGUUGCAAAACCUGUAUAAACCUUACAAAACAACUAGAAAUGGAGUCAAGGAAGAGACAAUCAGACCAGUUGUGGAAAAUAUUUUUGGAAUGGAAUGGGAAGAUCCUGACUCUGAGUUUGGAUUCUAUUUAGAUGAGUCCGAUUCUAUGCAUUUAUUUAAUUUAUUGAGGAUGAUGGCCUUCAAUGAAAUCAAACAUACUGACCAAAUCCAGGUCAAAAAACUCACUCUUUCGGAAGUACAAUUUUACCUAGACGAAUUUGAGAAACGCUUUGAAUUUUAUAAACAAGAUGGAUAUCUUAAUCUUCAACAACUAUCACAAGUUUUCGUUAAUUGGAAAACUGUAAAUGAUGCGUUAAACGAAAGAAAAAAACAACUUGAAAUCGAAAACAAAAAGGACUAUGUAAUGAACGCGGCGGAUUUCUUGUUGACUAUAAUAGAAAUCAAACCAAAAGGCCUUGGUCUUACCCUAGCACAAAUAAAAAUGUUUAUUGAUUUAUAUGAUGCACACAAGACAUCAGAUGGCAUAAAUGCUGCAGCAAGUAGAGGAGUGUUCCAAGAGCUUGGUAUACAAAUAGAUGACGUUUUGGAAAAACGAUUUAAAUCCGAACGAACCGCUGAAAUAUUGUUGAAGGAUUUAAUCAUCGUUGCGGCAGAACGCAAUAUGACCGUUCCGAAAAAUGAAAGAAGAGCAUUAAGAGUAAGCGAGGUCGUAUCUGUUGUUCAAUAUUUCAAUGUUUUGGACAUAAACAAAGACGGUCUCCUAUCUUCGGACGAGUAUAUGGAAGACCUAAAGGGCGAUUUCGAAGAUGCUUUGGUGUCAAUAAAAGAGUCGCCAGAAGCUAUAGAAAGAGCGCAACAUUAUAUAAAUGUUAUAUUCAAAGGUAAUAAAACCAUAAACGUCGCGGAGUAUACUGAACUUAUGUUGUUCAUGAUGGAUUUAGAAGAGCUCAUUGAACCCGACGAUGCAAACUGAAAAUUUACAAUAGUUUAUAAUAUUAUUAAUUGGACAUGUUUAAUAAUCAUAAUGAUAAUAAUACGAGUAUUAUUUGACCAAGUUCGAUGUAAUUAUCAAUUGAAAUAUUAUGGUGUCUAAUAAUAAUAAAACUAUUAUAUUAUUUAGUUAUAGUAGAAAUUAGCUAAUAAUCGAUGUUU
This is a messenger RNA of Adelges cooleyi (spruce gall adelgid), 1318 nucleotides long. RefSeq lists its product as uncharacterized. The transcript is spliced from 9 exons. The coding region runs from base 78 to 1139 and encodes 353 amino acids. NCBI's taxonomy places the organism in Eukaryota, Metazoa, Arthropoda, Insecta, Hemiptera, Adelgidae. The record is from RefSeq and is a predicted model, not a curated record. Gene Ontology annotation, molecular function: calcium ion binding.